AUGGACCGUAGUUUAAUAGUCUCAAUAUUGGUGUUUUCCGUCUUUGGCGGUGUAACAGGUUUAGAAUGUUACAGUUGUGAUGAUGUUCUACAGCCUUCUCUGUGUAAUGUAUCACAAGUAUGUUCCCAGCCAGGUCAGGUAUGUAUACAAGCAGAAAAUGUGAAUGACAAUUUCCAGUUUUCCUACAAGUUAGGCUGUGGUGGAAUUCAGUACUGUCAUGAUGGGAACAAGAGAAACUUACGGCAUUUUUGCUGUUCUGCCGAUUUUUGCAACAAAGAUAUUUCAAGUUCUACGAUCCAAUCAACAACAAGUGUAUCUCAUACAACAAGUCGUACAACUCCUACAAUAAGUCGUACAACUCCUACAACAAGUCGUACAACUCCUACAACAAGGCGUACAACUCCUACAACAAGUCGUACAACUCCUACAACAAGGCGUACAACUCCUACAACAAGUCGUACAACUAACACAACACUGACGUCACAACAAACAAAACCAACACAUGAAACUGUUGCUCCGACACAAUUUGAACAUAAUUGCAGUGGUCAUGGUUAUUAUCGAUGGAAUCACAAAUGCUAUUAUUUGACUUCACAUUUAACAGCGUGGUAUAGAACCAGACAUGGGGACAAAGUUGAUCCGUGUGAAGAACACCAUAUGCAUAUGGCUAUCUUAAGUUCCUACAAAGAACAUAUAGCCCUUGUUAAUUUCAUUCGGAAAAUCUACCAAUACAAUGAUGCGGUUUGGCUUGGUGGGUCUUAUUCCGACAAUCAUGAUGAAUGGCGUUGGAUUGCCGGGAAACACAUAAAUAGUCACGACACACUUUGGGCAUCUCAUUGGGAAACGCAGGAACAUGAAUGUUUGGCACUUGUUGGCGACAAAUGGAGAAGUCGUCAUUGUAGUCAUAACUACAAGCACCUAUGUGAAACAUGGAAUCAUUGAUUAAAGACAGUACAAACAUGUUUAUUUCUAUUUACAUUUGUGAUUUUGUUUUAAAUGGUACUCGGUGCUGUCAUUUCUGUAAUUGAAUUCUGGUAUUAGUUAUUUGUUGUAUUGUUCCCAAAAUAAACAAUCAUUUUUUUUUCAAAAGCAAAUAUUCAAUGCGCAACUUUAUUUUACUUAAGUUUAAAGUAGAUUUGAAUCAUCAACUGAAAAGCUAAUUUGACUUUGAACUUGGUAAUAUUAUUGUUCAGCAAAACGUAUUAAACCAUUUUCCUGUA
This is a messenger RNA of Mytilus californianus (California mussel), 1217 nucleotides long. RefSeq lists its product as uncharacterized. The record is from RefSeq and is a predicted model, not a curated record. Lineage: Eukaryota; Metazoa; Mollusca; Bivalvia; Mytilida; Mytilidae. The coding region runs from base 1 to 939 and encodes 312 amino acids. The transcript is spliced from 8 exons.